This is a messenger RNA of Plasmodium inui San Antonio 1, 3024 nucleotides long. RefSeq lists its product as hypothetical. The coding region runs from base 1 to 3024 and encodes 1007 amino acids. The transcript has 3 exons. NCBI's taxonomy places the organism in Eukaryota, Apicomplexa, Aconoidasida, Haemosporida, Plasmodiidae. The record is from RefSeq and is a predicted model, not a curated record.
AUGGGGGAGAAAAACAGCGAUCUGAGCAAAAGCCAAGAGAUAGAGGCCAUCCUGAAAAGGAUAAAAAACAGUGACAACACCAAGGACAAAUUUGGAAACAUUUUAAAAUUGUCCAGAUAUACAAGCUACCUACAUGAAGGAGAAAAAUUAAAGAUUUCAAAAUGCAUCAGUGUUGACUUCAUUUCGUUACUACUCCGGUCGGACAACUCCUUCCAGUUAUUUGCUCUGCGGUUAGUAAACAGCUUAAUAGCUGAGUCGACUCAGGUUUACUUAAGAAGGUGUAUGCCGUUUCUUAAUUCCAUCAUUUUUUAUUACUGCGAUUUUGUGAAUGAAUGGAAUGAGAAGGUGGAGGUGAUGCAGAAGAGGGCAAAGAAAGGAAGUGGGAAGGGGAAAGGGGAAGCAGCUUUCACCUCGCAGAAACGGAGUGGGAAGCUCUCCCCAGGUUUGAGCGACACGAGGGAGUUGCCAGAGUGCAACGGAUCGGAUGGCUCAGACGGAUCGCACCACGUGGGGGACAACUACAACACUGACGGAAUCAACGACAUUUACUUGGAAUGCCUAGAAUACCUUCUGAAAAUGCUACCGUUUUUAAAUGAGAGGGAGAUUGUGGAUAACUCCUUUUUUCCUCGUGAAGGGAACAGCGUCAGCUUUGACGCCGACAUGUAUUUUUUGCAGAAGAGGCUAAAGAAAGGGGGGCAUCUUCGCCGACCACCGCCCUUCGGGGGAGGACGGGGCGGGCCCAAGGGGUUUAAGGAGUUCCUCCAUGAGGGGAAGAAGCGGGAAGACUUCGAUGGGGCACUUGGGGGGGGAGAACAAGUGUGCCAAGAGGUAUUCGAAGAGGUAGGCGAAAAGGUGUGCGAGGGGGAUGCCUCCAUGGACGACUGCUCCUCCGGAGACGAGGACUCCUCAGCGGAGGACGACUCCAUGGAAGAGCGCGUCAAGCGCGUAAGCUUAGUGGAGCUCCUUUUCGAUGCACUCAGCGAGAACAUCCGACUGGUGGAGGCGAUGCGCGCGGGGGUAGGCAGCUCUAAUGGGGUAAAUACCCCUAAACGGGAAAACAUUCCUAAAGGGGGAAAUACUCCAAAUGGAGAACUUCCAAAUGGGGAACUCCCAAAUGAGGAACUCCCAAAUGGGGAACACCCUAACGGGGCGGCACACACCCUAGACGAAGCCUCCCAAAUGAUGACCCACUUGCGGGGGGCCAAGUUCCUUCUGCACAGCAGAAACGUAGACAUGUCCCUACUACUACUAAACAAUACGUUUCUAAAGCUCAGCGGGAGCCGUUUCGUGAAGGAGUACUUCCACUUACUCAAUAAGGUCAUCGAAACGUACAGCCAAAGCAGAGUAACCGCAAUGAAGUGUCAAAUCAAUCUGAAUGCGCACAUAAAGAAGCAACGAUGUGUACACAUGUUGGAAAAGAGGAGUGUAUACAAACUGUAUGCCAAUGUAAUAUAUCUUUUUUCCCAAGUGAAGGUUCCAGAGGAGAAGGAGGUCCUAUACACGCUCUACUCCACUGUCUACUCAUGUCUGAGUUAUUCCUUCCUAAAUGAGAAAAGUGUCGACAUUUUAAAAACGCCAUUAUCAUAUAUGAACGUAGAGCUUUACUUAUUUGCAGAAAAGGUGAUGAAACACAUGGGGGGAGAGAGCGGUAAGGGGGACACUUGCCCCUUUGAGGGGGGGACCUUCUCCGGACAGAUCAUCCCACUUGUUUGCGGCAAUAUCGAGCAUGUGAUUAAUUUUAUCAGUCAAGACGGAGUCGACGCGGGAGGGAGGCAGGAAGUGGGCGCAAAAGAGAGGCAAAAAGUGGACACAACAGAGAGGCAAAAAGUGGACGCAACGGGGGAGACCCCCCCCCGAGUGCACCUCCCCAUGGGCGAACUGCACACCAUUAUAGGAAAAAUCAAAAAAGCGAUCGAAGUUGUCAUUGAAUUUUUUAAAGAUGUGAAAUCGCACCUCCACGAAUUGAAUCCAUCUUGCGCUUCUUUCAAAAUGCUGAAAGGACAGUUUGAUAAACAACUAACUUCAAUGGUGCAUCUCUUUUGCAAUUAUUUAGUUUUCGAGAAUGGGCACUAUGUGGAUGAUUUUCUGAGCUUACUGGAGUUGUUCGCCAUUUGGGUAGAGGACGAAAAGGAUUUCUUGGCAUUGCUUCUAAUCGUAAAGAACGUGCAUGCAGAUCGAUACAUCCACAACAAGCAGUUUGUAACGAAGCUCUUUUUCCUCAUACUCGAUCCAACCAUGAGAAACCUUGUGCACAUAAAAAUCCUCUAUGACAUUUUUUACAGAUGCAUUUUUAACGUUGUAGAGUCUGUCCAGAUUGUUCAAAAUGAUCAUUUUGUGAAAUUUCCACCUGAACAUGUUCAUAAUUUUUUUUCCAAAGAUUACGAUUUGGUCCUACCGUGCAAGAUACCAAUUGAUAAGCUGAACGGAGUACCCUUCGUCUACAUCAUAUGUGAGGACGAGUACAACAAAAGGAGGGGAGACCAACUGUUCACUCGAAAUAUAAGCAGAGUCCUCUCCUUUUCUGUGAAUUUUUUUUUACACUACUACUUCUCUUUUUUGAUGCCCCCAAAGGGAGAGGCUGCCACCUCAGAGCCCUACCUCUUCGAACACAACUACUUCAAUGGUUGCGUUGGGCGGAUUCAAACGGACGAGCGCGGGUUUUUCCUCGCGCUUAAGGUUCUUUUCACCAUUUCGUCGCUACUGUUUCUACGCUUUGAUUCCUCCGUUCUGGACGCCCUCUUGGACAAGCACCCCGCGUUGUUUCUGCAGGACUGCCUCAUCGCAUCUCUCCUCAACCUGAAAUCGGAAGUGGAACUUGGAGAAGACAUAGAAGGCGAAGGCACACUCAAGGCGAAAGAAGAAACCCGCAAGAGGGGUAGAAGGCAUAAGUACUUUCUCCAAAAUUUAGCAUUAGUGUACCUUGUUAUGUAUUACCAUCCCACUUUUGUGUCCCUCCUAAUUUUGCGCCUAAAACAGGUGAAGAAGAGUGGAGACAAUUCAGAGGUGUACAAGAUGUGUGCAUGA